Molecule: messenger RNA, 1981 nt
Organism: Caretta caretta (loggerhead turtle)
Lineage: Eukaryota; Metazoa; Chordata; Testudines; Cheloniidae
Biological process (GO): negative regulation of transcription by RNA polymerase II; regulation of cytokine production; regulation of immune system process
Cellular component (GO): nucleoplasm
Molecular function (GO): DNA-binding transcription repressor activity, RNA polymerase II-specific; RNA polymerase II cis-regulatory region sequence-specific DNA binding
Source: RefSeq, a predicted model, not a curated record
AGGCCCGCGCGGGGCAUGCCGGGAGUAGUAGUCCAGCCCGGGGACACUGGCUCUGAGCGGUGUCUGGGCGGAGCGCGGCGCCCCCUGCGGUGCUGGGACGUGGAGCAGGAUGGCCCAGGGGACCCCUCCUGUGAUGUUGACCCCAGCUGGGCUCGCGUCCCUGCGGCGGGGUGGAGCCAGUGCUCCCCAGCAGGAGGGGGACAGCGGGCACCAGGCUAGUGGAGACGUAGGGCCGGAUGUGUGGCGGGAAGAGGCGCAUGGAGACACGGGGACGCUCUCAGAUCUGGGCAGCCGAAGGAAGGGGGACCACGGGAGCCAGGCCGUGGGGGAGGGGGAGCAGACCAGGGCCAGGGGACAGGCUGUCCCGGCGCGCCCCCGGCGUUACGGGUGCAGCGUGUGCGGCAAGGCCUUCUCGCAAAGUUCCACGCUGAUCGUGCAUCGGCGCUCGCACUCGGGCGAGCGCCCCUACGCCUGCGAGGAGUGUGGCCGGGCCUUCGCCCAGAGCUCGGGCCUGGCCAAGCACCGGCGGGUGCACACGGGCGAGCGCCCCCAUCCCUGCCCCGAGUGUGGCCGGCGCUUUGGCAAACGCUCCAACCUGGCAGUGCACCGGCGGGCCCACACCGGUGAGCGCCCCUUCCCCUGCCCCUCCUGCCCCAAGGCCUUCGCCCGGCGCGCCGACCUGGCUGUGCAUGGCCGCACCCACACCGGGGAGCGGCCCUACCGCUGCGCCGACUGCGGCAAGGGCUUCAGCACCGGCUCCAACCUGGCGCAGCACCGGCGCACGCACCAGCCUGAUCGGCCUUACCGCUGUGCCCAGUGUGGGAAGGGCUUCCCUGGCAGCUCGGAGCUGCUGCGCCACUGGCGCUCCCACACCGGGGAGCGGCCUUACCGCUGCGGCGUCUGCGGCCUGGCCUUCGCCCACAGCACAGUGCACCGGCGCCACCAGCGGGCCCACCUGGAGGAGUCACCCUACCGCUGCGGAGACUGCGGGCGCAGCUUCGCCCAGCGCUCCGACCUGGUGGUGCACAGCCGCACACACACCGGCGAGCGGCCCUACCGCUGCCCCGACUGCCCCAAGGCCUUUGCCCAGAGCUCCCACCUGGCCACCCACCGGCGCAGCCACACCGGCGAGCGCCCCUACCGCUGCCCCGACUGCCCCAAGGCCUUUGCCCAGAGCUCGGCCCUCACUGUGCACCGGCGCACCCACACCGGCGAACAGCCCUAUGCCUGCGCCGAAUGCGGCCGACGCUUCCACCGCAGCUCCAAUCUUAUCCGUCACCAGCGCACCCAUACGGCCGAGCGCCCCUUCGCCUGCCCGCAGUGCGGCCGACGCUUCCACCGUCGCUCCAACAUGGUGGUGCACCAGCGCACCCACGCCCGGGCCAAGGGGUGCUGCCCGCCGGCCACCGGGGAUGCUGCCCGCUGGGGGUCCUUGGAGACAGAGAGCCCUAGCCCUGUGCCCUCUGCCACGGGGACUACAUAGCCCUGUCCUGGCCCUAGAGCUAUGCUUGGACGCUGUGCUCUCCUCAGCCCGUGCCGGGCACAGCGCCCCCAAAAGGCCCUCAGUGAGGCGGGGCAGGCAGAAGGCUGGCACCAGCCUGGCAGGGAGAGUGCUCGGCACGGCCCCUUUGACCAGCCACGAGGCCCAGCUGCAGUAGCAGCAGUGAGACAAAGUCGGCCGGGAGCUCAGGGGCCGUGUUUGCACCUCGAGAGCAAUUAGCCGGGGAACUGCCCCCUCCAUUGCUGGGUGCCGUUACAGCCAGACUGUGCUGGGAGCCAGGCGCUAGCUCCACCACCAGAUAGGUGGUGGCCUCUGGGAUCUUUGCCAGCUCCCGGCUCUGGAGUUCAGGGCCCAGCUACCGCCAGGACGGGGACGAGGAUGGGCUGUGGGCUGCAGGCUGCAUGUGGGGAGGAGGAGAAGCUGGGGCUGGGUUCAGAUGGGCAGAUGCUUCUGUUUUGAAAUAAAGCAUUUGUACCCUUU